AUGCACAUCCUCCUCACCAACGACGACGGCCCGCCAUCUCCUCACUCCUCCCCCUACGUCCACUCCCUCGUCCACCAGCUCCAGCAAGCCGGCCAUGUCGUCUCCGUCUGCCUCCCGCACACCCAGCGCUCCUGGAUCGGUAAGGCGCACAUGAUCGGCCAGACCGUCAAGCCGCUCUACUACCGCCCUUCCACCGAAGGCCUCUUCGGCACCGAAGGCACGACCACGGCCCGGCCCUCGGCCAACGGCGCCGACGACGAGUGGAUCCUCGUCGACGGCACGCCGGCGUCGUGCGUGCAAAUCGGCCUGCACCACUUCUUCCAGGAGCGCGGGCCGGUCGACCUCGUCGUCAGCGGACCCAACUACGGCCGCAACACGACGGCCGUGUUCGCGCUGAGUUCGGGUACGUUGGGCGGUGCGCUUGAGGCGGCGGUGUGUAAGAGCAAGGCGAUUGCGCUGAGCUACGCCUUCUUCUCGCGGAACCAUGAUCCUGUUAUUAUCGAGGGCGCCGCGAGGCACUCGGUCAAGGUUAUUGAGAAGUUGUAUCAGCAGUGGCCUGCUGGUAACGAGGUGGAUCUGUAUAGCGUAAACGUGCCGCUUGUCGAGGGUGUGGAGACGCACAAGACGUUGUUUACGAACAUGCUGCAGAAUUACUGGCGCGAUGGCAGCUGCUUUCAAGAGAUUGAGGGCGAUGCUGGUGAUGAGGAUGAGGAGGAGGAGAAGAUUCGCGAGGGCGCGUUUGGGGAGACGUCUGCUGAGAAGCCGAAGGGGGGCGAGGGGGCAAAGGAUGAGGGUGGAGUUGCCAAGAGCCAUCGACACAAGCACUUCAAGUGGGCGCCGAGGUUCACGGAUGUGUAUCAGAGCGUUGAGGAGGCUGCCCCUGGCAACGAUGGAUGGGCUGUGAAGGAGGGCUACACGAGUGUGACGCCUCUCAAGGCCAACUUCUGGCAUGCUUCCCAGGAACUCCAUCAGAAGGAGCUGAUUCUAGGGCCUCACUCUGGGGGCAAGCUCGGCAUGUACUCUUACUGCUCUCGAUCGCUUUUUGGAGAAGACAAUAGAUCACACGAGAAUCAUUUUCUUACCCCUUUUCUCUUCUGUAGUGACAGCCCGCAAACUGAGGCGCCCGCAAAGGCAGAAGCAGAAACCACUCGCUCGUCAACUAGACUCCCCAUGCGAAGUUCCACCUUUGGUGCCCAGCAGUCGACAACAGCCUUAACGACAGCCGCGAACCCCAAGUUCCACGCAAUCAUCAACUACGAGGACCCGUAUGUCCAACCGCUCAUCCUCGAAGCCAUGGAACGCCUCUUCCCGGGAGCAUACUCCCUCCUCCCCUCACCGCAGGACGACGAACCCACCGCCACCCUCGCAGCCAGCCUCCCCUCACCAGACGCCAAAAUCCUGCACAUCGCGCCCUACGAGUCCCUCGACUUCGACCACGUCGCCGCAUACCCGACCAGCUCCCUCGUAAACAGCUACGUCAUCCGCAAAGCCCUGAUUCGGAAACACUACCUCUCGUCGACGGUGGACCACUGGGUCGCGAAGCACCCUUCCUCUUCACUCACGACGCACGUUAAGCGCGGGGAGCACUUUGAGGUGGACUAUGCCGAGUUCCUCGACGACGCGCUCGUGGAGGCGUUUGAUCUGCGGGAGAGCAUGGACAGGAACGAGGGCAUCGAAGAAGAAGACAAAAAGGAGUGGUGGAUUCUGAAGCCGGGGAUGAGUGAUCGCGGACAAGGGAUCCGGCUCUUUAGUUCGAUGGAGGAGUUGCAGGGCAUCUUUGAUGAAUGGGAGGAGGAGAGGCCCGACAGCGAUGACGAGGACGAAGACGAGGACGAAGGAGUUGCAGACGCUACUGUUGCUACGGGUGGUGAACGCGAAGGCGGGUCGGGAGGAGGAGGAGACUACAUCACGACCUCGCACCUCCGCCACUUCGUCGCCCAGCCGUACAUCCACCCGCCCCUCCUCCUCCCCUCGGACGCGCGCAAGUUCCACAUCCGCACGUACGUCCUCUGCGUAGGCAGCCUCGACGUCUACGUCUACAAGCCGAUGCUGGCGCUGUUUGCGGGCAAGUCCUACUGCGCGCCGUGGGAGGACGCGGAUUUGGAUGGGCACUUGACGAAUACGUGCUUACAGGGGGGCAGCGAGUCUGCCUUGCCGCCCGUGAAGCAAUUCUGGGAUCUGGUUUCUUCUGGAAAGGGCGAUGGUCUGCCCGCUGCUACGGCGGACGGCAUCUUUGAGCGGAUAUGCAACAUCACGGGCGAAAUCUUUGAAGCUGCCGCACGGGAGAUGACGAUUCAUUUCCAGCCGUUGGGUAAUGCCUUUGAAGUGUUCGGGCUGGAUUUCCUUGUGGACGAGGAGGCGAAGCCUUGGCUGCUGGAGGUGAAUUCGUUCCCGGACUUCAAGCAGACGGGCGGGGACCUGAGGGGCGUGGUGGCUGGGUUCUGGGAGGAGACGUUGAAGGUGGCUGUUGGUGGGUUCUUUGGGGUUGAGCCAGCUGUUGCUACUGCUGAUGGUGGUGGUGGUGGUGUUGCGGCGGAUGGUGACAUGGUUCAUGUUCGACGGGUUGAUUUAGGCAGACGGUAA
This is a messenger RNA of Colletotrichum godetiae, 2583 nucleotides long. RefSeq names its product survival protein sure-like phosphatase/nucleotidase. Gene Ontology annotation, cellular component: P-body. The transcript is spliced from 3 exons. NCBI's taxonomy places the organism in Eukaryota, Fungi, Ascomycota, Sordariomycetes, Glomerellales, Glomerellaceae. Gene Ontology annotation, molecular function: hydrolase activity. The record is from RefSeq and is a predicted model, not a curated record. Gene Ontology annotation, biological process: protein modification process. Bases 1 to 2583 code for a protein of 860 amino acids.